AUGGAUUUUGGGGGAGUGAUAUCCAUUGUGAUACAGCGCGAAGGCAAAUACGAUGGCCUCAGAGACCUAGAAGAACGUUUCAUGUGCUCUGUAGUCAAGCGGGACGACGAGCGGAAAGGGGUUGCACAUGGCGCGAUGAACGAUGUGUGGUUCAUCGUUCACAUCGUUCAGUCAACGGCAUGGCUCAGCCGUUUGGCAGUUUUGACGUUCAGACGAGGCUAG
Messenger RNA from Chondrus crispus (carragheen), 222 nucleotides. RefSeq lists its product as hypothetical. The record is from RefSeq and is a predicted model, not a curated record. The transcript has a single exon. NCBI's taxonomy places the organism in Eukaryota, Rhodophyta, Florideophyceae, Gigartinales, Gigartinaceae. Bases 1 to 222 code for a protein of 73 amino acids.